Molecule: messenger RNA, 879 nt
Organism: Ogataea haglerorum
Lineage: Eukaryota; Fungi; Ascomycota; Pichiomycetes; Pichiales; Pichiaceae
Exons: 1
Coding region: 1-879 (292 amino acids)
Biological process (GO): deadenylation-dependent decapping of nuclear-transcribed mRNA
Cellular component (GO): P-body; nucleus
Molecular function (GO): RNA 7-methylguanosine cap binding; hydrolase activity
Source: RefSeq, a predicted model, not a curated record
AUGGACCGUCUAGUGUCUGCGUUCCAGUUCGAGCGGCUGCUCAGUUCCGACUCCCAGCUCAAGACCAUCGCGCUGCUGGGCACGAUAGGCGGCCGCGCCGCGAUUUUGCAGCUCGAAAAGUCGCAUUUCGACACCGCCAGCCUGCCACGCCUGCCCGUCCAGGAAAUUCGCGAAAUAGCGUCCAAUGACGUCUACCACUGGGCCAUGACCACGCUGCAGCAGUCUGCGGACCGCGACCCGGCAGCCAAGCUCAACCUCAUCUACCCGGCAUCAGAGACCCACAUCCGAAAGUACGAGAAGCCGGUCUUGCACAUUGUGCGCGAAACCCCAGAGCUGUACCGCAGCGUCGUGCUGCCCUAUAUAGAGACUAUGCGUGGAGACGUCAUCAAAUGGGUGCGCAACAUUCUGUACGAGGGGGCCGAGGCCGACCGUGUCGUCGUCAAGAACGACGAUUUCGUGCUUCUUCCAGACAUGAAAUGGGACGGCACGACGCUCGAGUCGCUGUAUCUCUGCUGCAUCGUCUACCGCGACGACAUCGCGUCGAUCAGAGACCUCAACGAGACGCACAUCCCGUACCUGGAGCGCAUCGCGGGCACGCUGAGGACGGAGAUCCCGCGCCGCUACAGCGUCGCGGGCGACCAGCUCCGCAUUUUCGUGCACUACCAGCCGUCGUACUACCACUUCCACCUCCACGUCGUCAACACGGCCUACCACGGGCUGGGCGAGUCGAUUCUGGCCGGAAGAGCCAUUCUGCUCGAGGAGGUGAUCGACACGCUGCGGUUUCUGGGGCCUGAGGGCUACCAACGGCGCACGCUCACCUACGCGAUCAACGAGUCGCACAAGCUCUGGGAGCUGGGCCUCAACAGGUCUGCUACGUAG